AUGACACCAGGGGCUUCAGGAUGCGAUACUACCCUCCAGACCUACCCCAUACCGGCGAAUGUAUCUGUCGCGACUUCUUUCGAUGUCGAAGUACGCUCGCCUGGAGAUGAAUGGAAGAAGAUUGACUGUUAUUCCCCCACACAUAACGAGGUCAAUUUCACCACUGGUAGCUCAAUUCGGCACACUUCUUCCAUGGUAUAUUUCGACUUCAAUGGAACCGUCGAGAUUCGGGCCAAGUACCUGCACGACGGAGUUUCUGACGCCAUUAUCAGACCGCAAUCUCUCGACAUUAGCCCAACAAUGUCAGGUUCUACCAUUACCUUCAUGCUCACUGAGCCCCGCGAUGUCAUCUUGCAAGUGAACGGCAACAUCUUUGACUGCCUGCACAUCUUCACCAAUCCGCCCGAUCAGGAUGGUCCGUCAGCCGACGAUCCGGAUGUCAUAUACUAUGGUCCUGGCUAUCACAAACUUGAUUCGGCUCUUAAUGUCCCAUCCGAUAAAACUUUGUACCUUGCUGGAGGAGCUGUGGUCACGGCUCCCGACAUCACAGUGACAAACUCCAGUAACGUCGCUUUGCGUGGACGUGGGGUCCUGUACAGCGAGAAAGGAAAUGCGAUAUCCGUGGUGCGAUCCAACAAUGUUGUCAUCGAAGGACUCAUUGGCAUCAAUUUCUUUCCAAGAGCUUAUAUGUCCAACGACGUAACAUUUCACCAUUGGCGCGGCUUCAGCGCUGUUCAAUAUGGAGAUGGGCUCGACUUGUUUUGUAGUCAGAAUAUCCUCAUCGACUCUGUCUUCCUAAGAAACUCCGACGACUGUAUCGCCGUUUACAAUCACAGAGAUGAAUGGUACGGUGAUAGCAAGAACAUCACAAUUCAGAAUUCGAUCCUCUGGGCUGAUGUGGCGCACCCUAUUAACGUGGGGACUCACGGCAAUACCGAAGAUCCUGAGACCAUCGACGACUUGACUAUUCGCAACAUUGAUAUUCUCGAUCAAAAUGAGAAACAGAUGCUAUACCAGGGGACAAUUGCAUUGAACCCGGGCGAUAGUAACCUUGUUGAAAACGUUCUCAUUGAGGAUGUAAGAGUCGAAAAUAUUCGCGUGGGCCAGCUCCUAAACUUUCGUGUGAUGUACAACGACAAGUACAAUACUUCACCCGGACGAGGAAUCCGCAAUGUCCUCAUACGAAACCUCCAGUACAAUGGCACAAAUGCCGAUACCUCCAUCUUCACGGGCUACGAUGCGGACCGAACCAUCUCUAACGUUACGUUUGAGAAUCUAGUAGUCAACGGGAAAGCUAUUUAUGACACAAUGAAAAAACCCGGCUGGUAUUUAUCUACGGACUUCAUACCCCUCUAUGCAAACGAACAUGUCUACAAUAUGACGUUGAAGCCUUCCCAAGGUUGA
This is a messenger RNA of Trichoderma harzianum CBS 226.95, 1404 nucleotides long. RefSeq names its product glycoside hydrolase family 28 protein. The record is from RefSeq and is a predicted model, not a curated record. Gene Ontology annotation, biological process: carbohydrate metabolic process. Gene Ontology annotation, molecular function: polygalacturonase activity. The transcript has a single exon. Bases 1 to 1404 code for a protein of 467 amino acids. NCBI's taxonomy places the organism in Eukaryota, Fungi, Ascomycota, Sordariomycetes, Hypocreales, Hypocreaceae.